Messenger RNA from Opisthorchis viverrini, 3120 nucleotides. RefSeq lists its product as hypothetical. The record is from RefSeq and is a predicted model, not a curated record. NCBI's taxonomy places the organism in Eukaryota, Metazoa, Platyhelminthes, Trematoda, Opisthorchiida, Opisthorchiidae. Gene Ontology annotation, molecular function: DNA-binding transcription factor activity, RNA polymerase II-specific; RNA polymerase II cis-regulatory region sequence-specific DNA binding. The transcript has 14 exons. Gene Ontology annotation, biological process: endoplasmic reticulum unfolded protein response; regulation of transcription by RNA polymerase II. Gene Ontology annotation, cellular component: nucleus. Bases 1 to 2745 code for a protein of 914 amino acids.
AUGGCGAUGGAUAUUCUGGAUUUUGAAACUAUUCCUGGGGAGGAGGACGCAAUAGAAGGCCUUUUGGAUCCUAUGGACCUCUUGGAUGGUAUUGAGUUGGGAGAGUUUGACUUUCCUCCUGCCGGCUUCGAACAGGGCUUGGAAAAUUCUGACAGUGACAGUGGGAUCAGCGCUGGGGAGGAGGACGCAAUAGAAGGCCUUUUGGAUCCUAUGGACCUCUUGGAUGGUAUUGAGUUGGGAGAGUUUGACUUUCCUCCUGCCGGCUUCGAACAGGGCUUGGAAAAUUCUGACAGUGACAGUGGGAUCAGCGUUUCCUGUGAAAAUGUACUACUUGGACGCACCCAUAGUCUUACCGCACCUACAACAACAGUCACCAAAUCAACACCAGUCGUCCCAGAUUUAGUACUCACGGAUGCGGUAUAUUCCUCUUUUUCACCCUCGUCGGUUGCCAAACAAACGGCUGUCUCAGGGUCUUCAUUUGUACAGCAUUCGACGACCCAGAAUAUCACGCCGGCCAAACCAGUACGUAUCUUUAAACUCUGCAACGGCACUCCUGGACGUCCAGCAUUCAUCACUCCCAUCGAGUCCAACGUACAAGGUCCUACAUAUCGCUCAAACAUAGGUCGACUCACCGCUGCUCCCAACCCUUCGCAGAGUUUGAACACUACUACACGUACACUUGGCCACUCUGUUAUCGUGCAAACAAAAAGCCCAGUCCUUUCAGAUUCAGUUACAACAAAGGAAACCCCAAAGAUCACACCAAAUCCUUAUAUGCGAGUUGUUAAGCCGGAUCCCGAAAUUUUGGUAACAGGUGAAUUUUCCUCAACCGCCAGUCAGCCGGAGUUCACCUCGUUCCUCGAUGACUAUGACCCAACACUGUAUUCCGACGUCGCUCUGGAAGAGCACUUGCGUGACAUAUACGGACAGUCCUCAUCGACAUCAGUCACCCCUGCCCUCGGUUCACAUGCUGCACCGUUCCCACUCGGUUCCACAUCACACUACUUACCCUCUGCUGAACUGUUAAGCUCCAACGACUGUCUCUUGACACACACCAGUUUGGAACGUCUACGGAAGAAACAGGAGAGAAUGAUAAAAAACCGGCAUGCUGCGAGCAUGAGUCGGCUGCGCAAGAAAGAGUACCUUGAACGUUUGGAAAUGCGCUACGAACAGCUGAAGCGGGAAAAUAUCAAUCUGUGGCGACAAAAUGAAGAAUGGCGCGUGCGGUGCAAUGAAUUGGAACGUAAUUUAACGGAGCUUCAGUCGCAGUUGAGUAAUUACGACUCCAGUGAUUCGCAUCCAGAUAAUGGCACACCAUCGGAUUCUUCAUCCGCCCCAUCUACACCUCCCUUGCAGACAGUAAAUACAAUUUCACCACCUGAUUUGACACGAAAAACAGCUGCCCAUUCUCUCCCAGUCUCCGUGACUGUCUCUGGCGCGUCUCUACUUCACGCCUUCUCUACCCCCACGCGAAACAGUUUGACUACCCUCUCGAUUCAGACCCCGCAAUCUACGGACCAAACCUCUUUGAAAUGGGUGAACGGCAUUGAUUUGGCUCAACCUCCAGAGCGCUUUUCUGAUUUAUUUUCCACAGUGUUGGACAAACGUUCUCAGCCUCCCAGCAACCGGAAAACGGUUGCUAACAGUGUCUUCUAUCCCGGGAAAGGCAGCAUCCUUACCAAAUCCAAUGAGUCUGUUCCAGCGAGAGUGCAUCGACCUAACUUACUCAACCUCUCCGGCGUGGUCAGUCGACAAUUGGCGGGCAGUCGUCUGCACACGAAUCGCGCAAAAAUCGUUGCCACAACAAGUCUUCUUAGUAUCCUUUGUUUAUUCUCACUGAAUAUCUUCCUGUCUCCUUUUGAUUCGGGAAUGGGUGCAACUGGGAUCUCCGAUGCACAUUUACAGUAUGGUAACGUAUGGAACCCUCCUCAAUACGCAGCUGGUCAGAGAUUACUGCUUAGUUUUUCCGAACCCGUUACGUCGCCACCAGAAAAUUCAGAUACUGCGGGAGACCAGGAACAGGAGAUUAAUGUGAAUGGAUCGCGCUGCAACCCAGCCGACAAUGGACAGGUUGAUGUCGAUUGUAUAUGGCAACUGUGGAUACAACAGAACAAGAUGAAUCACUCGAAUCAGAGUCGCGAACCACUGUCUUCGUCGCAUGGUGGACUGCAGUACUCAACCCAGCCGUUGCAUGGAAAAAACGACCUCUCAUCUAGGCAUCAGGUGCGGAAUCCAUCACGCGCUUACCACAAUCCAAGUGAAACCAACGAGGGCCCUGAUUCGUAUUUGAUAGGACAACAGAGUCGCCUUUCGUCUGCGCCUUCCCAAGAUGUCAACAAUAUGGUGGAAAAUACGUCCGUAUUGGCGACGAAACGUGCAAAUUCUAGGAGAUUGUCACCCAUGCAUCGACCGACCAAAGUUGUCCCUCAGAGGGGCUUACAGCCUUUUUACCGUCGCUUCGUAUGGUAUCAGGAGGAUCUUCUAGAAGCGGCUGGUCGCCGCAAUGAUACGGUUUAUUUCAUCCUAUCGAAAAUCGAUGCAGUUCAUGUGUUCGAUCCUGCUGGAGACUCACCAGCCAGGAAGAUCACAUUAAUUGUACCAGCCUAUCGGACUCAAAAUGUCUCAAACUUCGUCAUGCCAACCAACGAAUCCGAUCCACGCCUCAUAAUGCUCCAAGUUGACUGUGACCUACGCAAUGUGACCUUCAUUCAUCCACCCGAGAAGCCAGUCGAAGCACCUCGGAACUGACACAUUAGUAGGAAUAGCCUGUGUUAACGGACCCUUGAACGGGUGGUUCUAUCCUUUUGCAUACUCCCACUUCCCAUUCGUUUUCUCUGUGCAUGUUCAUACUUUGUUCUCAUUCCAUUGCAGUGUCCUUUUCUACUUUGAUUUUCCUUGACACUUGUUUCCUCUUUUAGUGCGUUCAUCUCUGUUCCUUUUGUUUGCUCAACGUCUCAGUGCAAUCCAUUUUCCGUCUCACCCCUCCACACUCCCCACCCAACUCUUUUAAUUCAUUGUCCCCGGUUAAUUGCAUUGGACGUUCGUGCUACGUUAUGUUUGGCUGUUUUUCUGUCCAUUUUCGCGUUAUCUCACCUUAUAUGCAACAUAGACCCUGGAUUCGAA